Messenger RNA from Mucor mucedo, 777 nucleotides. RefSeq lists its product as uncharacterized. Bases 1 to 777 code for a protein of 258 amino acids. The transcript has 2 exons. The record is from RefSeq and is a predicted model, not a curated record. Lineage: Eukaryota; Fungi; Mucoromycota; Mucoromycetes; Mucorales; Mucoraceae.
AUGAACAAUACCGAAGCUAAUAACAACGCCCCCAACAACGUACGUGGUCCUGGACGCGGUCGUGGAAAUGAACAUGGAGGCAGACGUAGACGUGGCAGACGCGCUGGCAACUUUGUCUUUGUUGUCGAUCCUACCGUUCAGCAGAACACCACUCCUGUUAACAACGGUAACACCGAAGCUGGCAGUAACGCUAAUGUCGAUGAUGACGAUGAGCCUGAACAACUAUCUUCACGGUCCUACAAUGUAUGGCCUAAUGUUGCUAUUUGUAUCCUCCUUGAAAUUAUGGAUGAAACGAUGGCUGAAAAUGCUAGCACCGAUGUACUCAGGGCUUUUUUGGCAGACAUCAGCGAAACAAGUAUGCAAAGAAAGUGGGCAGAUAUGAAGCAGAGUUUUACGAGAGUAAGAAAUGCAGCAAGAGAAACCGGAGUUGGUGGAACUGUUCCAAACAUGCCUUAUUACGAAGAAAUUGCUAAGAUUACUCAGGAUAAUUCAAGCAUCCAGCCUGAAGUGAUCUACGAAAGCAUCAACAUGGAAGAGAGUAUCAGUCGUACUCGACAAAUUGCAUUGGAAGAUAUACAAGCAAGACGGCGACAAGAGACCAGAGAGAGAUACCGUAUGUUCGAAGAAGUAAGAAGUAGACGAGAGGCUGACAUGGAAGAGCAUAGACGUAGACGUAUGUCUGAUAUGGAGACUAUCCUGAAUAGAUUCGCAGUCAUUCGAAGAGGUGAUAGUGAUACCAAUCUUAAUGGUUCAUCUUCUACUGACAAUAAUCAUUAG